Xyrichtys novacula (pearly razorfish) is the source of this 8388-nucleotide messenger RNA. NCBI's taxonomy places the organism in Eukaryota, Metazoa, Chordata, Actinopteri, Labriformes, Labridae. The record is from the annotation of a GenBank genome assembly.
CCCUCCCUCCCUCUCUCUCUCUCUCUGUGUCUCUCUUCCUCCCAUCCAGUCCCUCUCACCCUCCCACUACUUGUUUCCUGCUCACUGUACACAGACGAAAACGGAGCGAAGGGCCAAAAUAGCCCUUUUCUUUCCAGAUUUUUCCUGCUGCAUCUUCUAAAUCCUGCAGUUUUACUCUCUUGCAACAACCGUGAGUAUCUGCUUUUGCUUGAUCAAAUAAACAGGCUAUAACAGGCUAUAUUGAAAUAGACCCACCCCCUCCCUCUCCUGACCACACACAGCUUAGUAAAGAGGUGGACGUGCAGAAAAGAUUGUAAACUAUGGCACAGAAGAAAAUGAGGGCAGAUCAGAGCUGGAAGAACUUUCAAGAAAUAUGCAGCAGCUACAUUGGAAAGGAGACAACAAAGGAGACAACCUGUUGCUUCUUCAUUGACACUGGCACAAAUGCAAUAUAAUGUGCAUUAAAAGAGUGCUCUAGCUGUCUUAAAUCUCAUCUGUUUCAUGGUAUGUCUUCCAAAUGUCUGUAAAAGGAAGCAGUGUGAGGGCUGAAUGACAGUCCUUACAGGCUGCAAACAUUGCUCCUUGAAGUAACUGACAGUAUCUCAUGCAACUAAAAGAACAAAGCCACUGUUUGGUCAGAAUGUGACAACGUCAGGCACAAAUCUGUCAUAAAAGAAGACUUUAAAACAAAAGUUUUCAUUUUCGUGUUUACUCCUGACUUUCUAAGAAGGUCAGCCCGGACUCUUGAUUUGACAACCUGCCAAUAAGCCGCCAUUUUCAUAUCUCUCUGAGUGUGUGAGUGUGUGUUCAUGUUUGCGUGUGGUAGGCCAGAGAGCGACUAGUGAUAGGACACGUAUGAUCAAAAGCAUUUCAGUGCAAUAAACUUCUGAGACAGUCAAACUUCCUCAUUUCAGACAAACCUCAGUGACUCACCGGUUACAUAAACAUAAAACAUAGUAGAUGACUAUUAGAGACAUGACAAACGAGAUGACAGAAAACUGAAUUUCCCUUCGAUUCCCUUCAAUGAAAUUCUUCUUAUUUGUAUUCUUAAAAUCUCUCUUUAUAGACAAAGAAAUAUGAUCACAGAGUUGCAUGGUACGGUAUUGUGUUGCAUAUGAAUGGUUGUCCUUUACUUGUGCACCUGUUUGGGACACAGUUUACCUCACGUCUACAGGUGCUCAUUUUAACAGUAAGGCCAUUAUGAGCAGACAGAUAGUCAGUUUAAAUCCCUUCACUAAUCACAUAAUAACAAAGAACGACGCCUGAAGCCAUCCUGUCUUCACUGGAGCAUCAGUGAUGAGCUGCUUGGACUUGUUAAUGAUAUUUUUGAAAGAUUAUAUCAUCGUAUUAUCAUAAAGGUCACAGUCUUGACAGUAAUAAGGAAGAUACCUUUUUUUACACUGCAGUGUUUUUAACAGUCAAAACUAAUGAAGUGGCCAGACUGGCCAAGCAGGGAUUUGUCAUUCAACCUUUUAAAGCACUUAAUGAGCUUCCCUGUUUUGAAUAACAGCACAUAGUGACAUAAGUAUGUCCACUCUUUACCCUUAACGGAAAAUCAAUAGCCAAUUAAACACCCAAACAAGAACAACAUAAAAUCUAACAAGCAAUAAAUAUACUCAGAAUCAGUGAUGAAGAGCAUGCAUGUAAGUGUGUGCAUGUGUGAGUGCAACUGUGGAAAAAUAACCACAUUUUUGCUGCUGUUGCCUUAGUUAUUGCCACCCACAAGUGCUCCUCAUGAAUCCAGCUCAGCGCUUUAGUCUUGUUUACAUUGGGAUUUUUCUCAAAUAAUAAUGCUCAGCAUUUUCUUUGCAAAAUUAGUAGUAGGGGACAAAUGGAGACUUAAUAUCUGCAAAAACUCAAAACUGAGCACCUGUGAUUUCAUGUAAAAUGAUCUCAUUAGAUUUAACAGUUGUUACAUUCACCUAACAAGUCCAGAUGAACAUCUUCAGUUAAGAUUCAACAAGUUAGAAAUAAGAGCCAAAUAGGUUUUUAGUGAGUAAAAAGAAAAAAAAAGGCAGGAAGGGUUUGUUUGCCAAUUUUUGUCAUAGAGGUGAAGAGCCUUGAAAUUAGAGUAAUGUCUCAAGCCACAAUAACCAAAUCUACUCAUCUACUUUGACAGUAUUUUACUCAUCAUAAAAAAUUUUGGUCUUUUUGCCUUGUAACAACUUAAAAUAAAAGAUUUGCCCAAGUCUUAUUUUGACAUUUUAACAAGAAAUGAGCACUUUUUUAUUUUUUAUACUUUAUAGCUUCAUACUGUUUUCCAAAUGAUUACACAAACAAUUUAACACUGUGAAUGCAGGGAACUUGCAGCGAGAACAUCCUUCACAGGAUGACUUCCAUUGGCAACAGAUGGCAGCAUUACAGACACAGAAGCAUAAAAAGACUUUUUUUCUAUCCAAUUAUUAUUGAUGUUUCCUCAUGUUCUGAUAGUGUACUGUGCAUAAACAACCACAAAGACUUACUGUAAGUAAGUAAAAUAUUUUAUAGAGAGUUUAAUUUGUCUUGUAGUGGUAAAAGCAAGUCACCCCUCUUUGUUGUAUUGAAGCCAUUGACUGUAUUUUGGGAGGUCAGAGGUGGUACAUUUUGAAUAGUAGUGUUUUGACAGGCUGCAUCAUCAAUCUUUGUAAUUAAAGUAGUUUAUUCCUCUCUAUUAGUGCAUGUGUUUUAUAAUGCUAAUGAGGAGAUAAUAUCAAGAACUGUCUUUUCUUACCUUUCUGUUUAUGCUGACGUGUUACAGAUGCUCCACCUGUCUGCACGGCGUGUGGGAAGCCUUCUGGCCAGGCGUGCUACAGCAGCCUUAUCCACCAGCAGCGCAAGGAUGGCCAGCCAUGGUACAAAGACAUCAAUGUGCUUUUCAUACACCCUUUGAAAUUAGAAGAGACUUUUUUAUGUUAAAAUGAAGAUAAGUCGCUACCAGGUGAAACUUAACACCUGCGUUAAGAGAAAGGGUCAACUUCUGUUACUGAACAUUUGCAGCCAAAUCAGGAAUUGAGGCCCUUUGGAAUAUUUUUACACUACUGCAACUAUAAGCCCAAUUCAAUAAAAGUUGGGAUGCUGUUUUAUAGAUCAAUUAUAAAAAAUAACACACAUUAUGAUGGUUUGCAAAUCGUUCAAAGCCUAUAUUCAAGACACAAAGUUUCCUCUUCACAAGGCAGAGCUUUAAUCUGCAUUGAAGGACAAACUGUUAACAGACAGUGUUUUAGAAAGUGAUUUUCAGCCCAUGCAGUGAUGUCCACAGCAGAGUCACGUCUGGUUUUAUUCUGUGCCACCGAAGGACCUGCCGAUCACAGCAAACAGCCUCUGAAUCUUUUUACAACAAAAUGAACUGUUAAUGCUGAAAUCCUCAAAUUUUAAUCCGAGGAACGUUAUUCUGCAGCUGUAAAAUAACAAUCUGAAAGAUUUAGCCUUCCUCAAUUUUCAACGAUAAAAUCACAAAAUGAGCAACAUUUUUUGUAAAACUUUUCCGUUUUAACAAUUGACGUGUUUUUUUUUUUUUUUCUUCAAUAUUUUCAAUUCAAUAUGUGGUUUGCAAACCAUCAAAAUUUGUUUUAAUCAGUAUUUGUGGAAAAAAAAAAAAAAAAAAAAGAGCACCCCAACACUUUUUAAGUCUAUAGUAGUUCCCGAAAAUAGCCUUAUCCUUACAGGUUUAGAAAUGUUGUUCAAAUUAUUUUCCUUAUAGCUAAUAUGGGUGAUUGUGGGAGUGGCAGCAGACAGCAGCAUUGUUUGCAGUGGCAGGUUCAACUGCAGUGCACCAAAUUUAGAUUACCCCAACAAGCAAGACAUCGUCAGUCUGAUGGAUAUUUGUCUACCACUCAGAAGGCUGAUGUGUCUGAACAGGAGGCCUCAGUCAGUACAUGUGGCCUCAGAACAGCAGGGGGUGCUGUUGUACCGUUAUGACAGAAUCAUCUAUCGAUACAGACAGCUCCUCUGUAAUCACGGUGAAGGAAACAUGACUGGAAAUGUUGAAGUGAUUCACAGCUGAACUCAAAAUAACAUUUCCUGAAUCAGUAUUUUGCAGUAUUGAGUUUUGAAAUUCAUCGUUCAUGUCUCUUUCCAUCCAGAUGUGGCACAAGCGGCAGACAUGUCUCAGCCAAUGUACUGGGACCGUCUGGACACCCCUCUGCCUGACAAACCCUUCAAAGACGUCCUGACUGCUGCUGACAAGAGCCUGAAACAGAAGGAGAAGGGACCCUGGAGCCAGCUGACCAAAGAGGAAAAGAUUGCCUGUAGGUUCUUUUAGACUUGCACAUUUGCAAAGAGUGUGUCCUCUCCCUUGGCUAGUAUUGUCCAGCACAGGCAUAGGCAGUGUUUUCUAACACUCAUAAAACUUGUCAAAUAUACAAAGCCCCUAAAGUCCUACAAAAGUGUUCAAUAUUUAUCCUGUGCACAAUAUAAUGAGCCAUGAUGAAUGAAGCUUUUGCUCUUUCUUUAGUAAACACUUGAGUCAAUAUGAAGUUGAACUAGAGGGUGCUGGUGUAGUUUUAGCUUCAGUUCAACUUCAUAUUGACUCGGGCGCUACAUGGCCUAACCAAAUGACACAUUGAAAAGCACACAAAGUGAAAUUAGACAAUAACCUUUCCACUUACUUCUUUGCUCGUCUUCUUGCCGCCGUCUUCUGUGCCUAGAUCAUAAAACACUGGUGCAUUAUGAUUAUUGGUCCUUGGCAGCUCACUUCUGUUGUGGCUUUUUAAAAUUUGCAUCCUUUUAUUUUCGGAGUAAGUGACUUCUUUUUUUUUUCCAUCACCACUCAUUUUCAUAAACUUUUGUUUCGGCUUUUUUUUAUCUGCACCGUUUCUUUUUUUAUAUGCAGUGGGCUUUGGUUUCUUUUCUCUUUUUUUCGGAUUGGUAACCUCUGUUAUGACUUUUUUAGUUUUUUAAUACUUUUUUCUUUUAGCAGCAGCAGCAGCAGUGGCGGUUCUCGGCCACUGUAGUAACCACUUACUGCAGCGUCCUUUAGCGAGACAUUGAACCUUAAAUCGCUCCUGAUUGUUUAUGUAACAAACCACGAUCUGUCAUGAGCCAAAAGGAAAAAAAAAAUGCAGACAAAAAGGAUUUAAUAAAUAAAAAACUAGGCUAGAAACAAAACAAAAAAAAUACAAGGAGAAAAAAAAUCCAACAAAAGACACUGGGAAAAAAAACAAAAAAACAAGAGAGUAGGGACUCACAUAUCAGGGAUCACAGGGAACAGGCAGACAUACACGCUUACAAUAAACCAACAAUGACAGAGGAAGGAAGACAGGGACUAUACACACACACACACACACACACACACACACACACACACACACAGGGAAACGAGCAACAGGUGAGGCAGACGAGACAAAGGUGAAACUCAUGGGUGAUUAACAAAGGAGGGAAAACUAGGGAAGUAAAAGCAGAUUGGAAACAAAAGGAAUCAACUACUAUAGUAGUAGAUUAGUUUUCAGUGUUUCCUGUUUUAUUUUGUAUACAAAAUAAAACAGGAAACACUGAAAAAAUAAUAAAACACAGAGAACAGGGGCCUGUUCUACGUAGCAGGAUUACUGCUUAGCGAGGUAACUUCGAGGGUAAGUUCGAGGUUUCCUGUUCUACGACGCGGGUUCACUUCUUAGCGAGGCGAGUCUCCAUGGCAACAUACGCUGAACAGCUAACCUGCUCCGGGGCAGGUUAGGUUCCAGAUUGAACUCACUGAGUAUAAAAACCCCGCCCACUGACCAAUGAGCUCUCUCGAAAAAUGGCUUGUCCAUUCUUGGAGGAUCCUAUAGACCUCGGCGCUCGCAUUGUCCGAGGAGCACUCCGGCGCGCAAGAGUUUUCAGGGACCACAUGGAGCUACUUCUUCGGAUGACCACCUUUAUGAAAGGCUCAUAUGGCCUACAUAUCACACAAAACAUGUAAACACAAUAGGAAUGAACAAAUGAAUGAAUUCAUCUUGGGAAUGAAUGGGCAUGGGCUGCGCGAUCACAGACAUCUCGGUACUAUUUAGUAGCAGCGCACGCCCCUUGUAAUAACCCCCGUAAAUACUGUUGUUCAGGACUGCUUACUUGUGCUUCCUACCUACUGUAAUAACCGUAGUUCUAGCCGACAUGCAACAUUUUUGUUCUCAUUUUUGAACCACUUAAAUCGGGAACAUUUUUGGGGACAGCUUUAGCUGGGGACAGAUCAUCCAAUUCAGGGACGUCUGGUCACCUUAGUUAAAAGCGCAUGUUGAACAGUGCUAUUUCAGAGAGAUAAUGGCAUCAUAGAUUACUUUUCUGCCAGCAUUCCCUCCGUGCUUUUGCAGCAGCGACGGUGUUGCUUUUGAGGUUUAUGAUAGAUUUCAAUUCUUCAUAUUUUCUCAUAAUCGCCUCCUGCUCCUCGUUUGUAUAGUCCGUGGUCCUUCGCUCUCUGGUUUGCUCUGACGCUCCAGAUUGGUCCAUGUUCCCGAUUGGUCAGAUGCAUUGAGCUCCGCCUUACAUGCGUGCACGCGCUCAUAGCUAUGCUGGAUCCACUUACGAGGUUGAUAACCAGCAUCGUAAGACCGUUUAGCGAGACCGCUGGCUACCGCGCUAAGUUGAGCGAGGUAGCUCCAAGGUGACCUCGCUAGGUUGAACUUGCUUCGUAGAACAGGCCCCAGGAGGGAACCAGGGUCAAACACAAACUGAAAACUCACAAGACUGGACUACAGGGGAACAGGAACAAUAGGGAACGGAAACACUCAGGACAGUGCACAGAAAAUACAUUCAAAUAACAAAACCGGUGAAAAACUAAAUCAACAGAGUAUAUCAUGACAUGAUUGACAGUAUUUAUAAAAAAGAAAUUAACAUCUUGCCAAUAAUGCCAUUCAGUUAAAAAUGGAGUAAUUGAUGGAGAGUGGAGUCAGCUUUACUGCAGAAUUUACAAAGAUGUGCACAAGAUAAAAACAGUCACCUCCUGAGAUCUCAGGGGCUCUGAGAAUUGCAUGUUAUUUCAUGAGUUCCAGUGUUGAAAUAUUCUCGCUGAGAUCAGUCAGACUUGGGGUUUUUCUGCACAGUGGGUAUAAUGUGGUUCAAAGUGGGCAAAUGUUACACACAUACCUGACUCCUCCUGAUACCUGUUUAACUCCUUGAUCAUGUUCUAAAUGUGUUCCACAGUGUACAGGAUGAGUUUCUGUCAGACUUACCCUGAGAUGAAGCAAAAGACAUCUGAGUGGAAGACUGUGAUAGGAGGGAUGUUCAUCUUUCUGGGUUUCACAGGCCUGGUGGUCUGGUGGCAGAGAAUCUAUGGUAAAUCUCUCUUUCUUCUUCAAAAAGCACUGAUUCUCUUUAAAGUUUAAUUCAAUAAUGCAGUUCAAGCCUAAAGAUGACACGUUCCAUGCUUGGCACAAAGCUUUUCCACGGCAGACAAAGACAUAGCACACCUGGAACUAAUGACAUUAACGAAGGUUGUGGCCCCUUUAAGUAUCCCAUUAGACCAAACCAGUUAGCCAGCAUGCACAAGACCAGAGCCAUCUCUACAAAGCCUGUUACCAAAAUAAGACAUCAUGCUUGCUUUUCGACGAGCACCGUGUCAGCUGCAGGUUUUUGAAUGUUGAUUCUGCAGGGCUUAAUUCACUGAAAUGUUAUUCCUCUGUGUUCUCUAGUCUACCCACCACAUCCCAGGACCUUUGACGAGGAGUGGCAGGCCAAACAAUUAAAAAGGAUGCUGGACAUGAGGAUCAACCCUGUUGAGGGCUUCUCUGCCAAGUGGGACUAUGAGAAGGGCCAAUGGAAGUAAAACCAUACCUGCACUGUGGCUAAGGUGGCACAGAGUAUGGACCUGUAACUUCAGAGCAUGGCUACGUCCCACUAUAAAUUAAAGUCAGUCCAUAUGAAUGUUGUAAAAACCACUGAAGACAGAUUGAUUUCUCUGUCAACAUAUCUGAGGUAAAUUUACUCUCUGCCACCUGCAGCCUCUUCUUCAGCCACUGCAGCCUUCCUGUCAUGGUGGAACCUGUGUCUGUACUGUUGUACCCAUAUCAAAUAAAGUUAUUACGCCUGAGUCUCUCUCAAACUCCUUUUAAACAAUCUGGAUUAAACUUUGUUGUAACAUUUUGUAAAUGCAAAGUCAUGCUCAGAACCGUGUAUAUUCCAAUGAAGAUGUCUACCAAUUUACUGAGGCUCCUGACAAGUCAUUACAUACAGUUUUAUGUAUUAAUUCACUUAUUUUUUUACAAGCUAGUUAUUAGUGAGAGUAGCUCAGAAAGGUUUAAGAUAUCAAAAACUAUAAUAUUAAGAGGUUUUAAAGAUCAAAUUUUUUAUAUCAAUUUCAGUCUCUUACAAUUUCAGUCUCUUACAAAUGUCAAAAAACUCCUUAUAGGAGCUUUAAUGGCCUCCAUGGCCUACCAAAAAGAAGAAUAAAACUGACCCCUAUGUCUAAAUGCAAUCACAUUAAAGAUGGUUUAAGUCAUUCAA